CUCUCCCCCUCCUCUUUGGUUUUCCUCCAUCUCUGUCUAUGUAUCCCAGCCUCAGCAGCCUGACCAUCCCUCCUCCCCCACAACACAGCUCCAGCCAACCAGCACUGCCAGGCAGGGCAGGGACCCGGAGGGACAAACAGGAGGUCCAGGACAGCAGCACAGCAGACACAUAGAUUGGGAGCUGUGACAGAGCCUUAGAAUAUUCCCAUCAGCUGUCAGCCCAGGGAAGCCAGCCUUGAUGCACCACCGCAAAGAGAAGCAGUGACAAGGACAGCCAGGAAAUGGCGGGAGCUUCAGUGAAGGUCGCGGUCAGAGUGCGGCCAUUCAACUCACGUGAAAUUGGAAAAGAUUCAAAAUGCAUUAUCCAGAUGAAUGGCAACACAACCACUAUUGUCAACCCUAAGCAACCAAAGGAAACUCCCAAAAGUUUCAACUUUGACUAUUCCUACUGGUCCCAUACUUCAGAUGAAGACAGCCAGUUUGCUGGGCAGAGACAGGUAUACCUUGAUAUCGGGGAGGAGAUGUUGCUGCAUGCUUUUGAGGGGUACAACGUCUGCAUCUUUGCCUAUGGACAGACAGGAGCUGGUAAAUCCUACACUAUGAUGGGAAAACAGGAGCCAGAUCAGCAAGGAAUCAUACCACAGCUCUGUGAAGACCUCUUCUCCCGUAUCAAUGACACAUCGAAUGACAAUAUGUCUUAUUCUGUGGAGGUAAGUUAUAUGGAGAUAUACUGUGAGCGGGUCAGAGACCUUCUUAAUCCAAAGAAUAAAGGGAACCUUCGUGUCCGUGAACACCCCCUACUGGGACCAUAUGUUGAGGAUUUGUCAAAGCUAGCUGUAACUGCAUAUAGUGACAUCCAAGACCUGAUGGAUUCCGGUAACAAAGCCAGAACUGUAGCUGCCACAAACAUGAAUGAGACAAGCAGUCGCUCCCAUGCUGUGUUUAACAUCAUCUUCACCCAGCGCAGGAACGAUGCUGACAAUGGUACUGAGAAUGGUACAGAGAAGGUCAGUAAAAUCAGUCUUGUGGAUCUUGCAGGAAGUGAAAGAGCAGAUUCCACUGGUGCAAAAGGGACAAGACUAAAGGAAGGAGCAAAUAUCAAUAAAUCUCUAACAACUCUGGGAAAGGUUAUUUCUGCUCUUGCUGAAAUGGAUUCUGGAACCAAUAAGAAUAAGAAAAAGAAGAAGAAUGAUUUUGUUCCAUACAGAGACUCCGUACUCACCUGGCUUUUAAGAGAGAACCUGGGUGGAAAUUCUCGAACUGCAAUGGUAGCUGCUUUAAGUCCUGCAGAUAUCAACUAUGAUGAGACACUCAGUACCCUCCGAUAUGCUGAUCGUGCUAAACAAAUUCGAUGCAAUGCUGUUAUUAAUGAAGAUCCAAACAACAGGCUUAUCCGUGAGCUUAAAGAUGAGGUGUCCCGUCUGAGAGAACUUCUAGGCGCCCAAGGAUUAUCUGACAUAAUUGACACCGUGAAUGCCCUGACAGGCAUGAGCCCUUCAUCAUCCAUGUCUGGCUUGUCUAGUCGAGCUGCGUCUGUUUGCAGCCUGCAUGAGCGCCUUGCAUUCACUCCCGGAAGCGAAGAAGCCAUUGAGAGGCUCAAGGAAACGGAAAAGAUCAUUGCUGAGCUCAAUGAGACCUGGGAAGAGAAGCUGCGACGUACAGAGGCUAUUCGUAUGGACAGGGAAGCUCUGUUGGCAGAGAUGGGCGUGGCUAUGCGAGAAGAUGGAGGAACCCUUGGAGUAUUUUCACCUAAAAAGACUCCUCACCUGGUGAAUCUUAAUGAAGAUCCCCUAAUGUCUGAGUGCCUCUUAUAUUAUAUCAAGGAUGGUAUCACUAGAGUUGGCCGUGAGGAUAUAGAGAGAAGACAGGAUAUUGUCCUAAGUGGCCACUUCAUCCGUGAUGAACACAGUGUUUUCCGCAGCCAUUCUAUGCCCUGUGGGUCAGUGGUGGUGACCCUGGAGCCAUGCGAUGGGGCUGACACCUAUGUGAAUGGGAAGAAAGUGACAGAACCAAUUAUACUGAGAUCUGGUAACCGAAUCAUAAUGGGUAAGAGUCAUGUUUUUCGCUUUACCCACCCUGAACAAGCACGUCAAGAGAGAGAGCGCACUCCCUGUGCUGAGACCCCUAUGGAACCCGUGGACUGGGCUUUUGCUCAGAGGGAGCUGCUUGAAAAGCAGGGCAUAGACAUGAAGCAGGAAAUGGAGCAAAGGCUUCAAGAGCUGGAAGAGCAGUACAGAAAGGAACGUGAAGAAGCAAAUUACCUCCUAGAGCAACAGAGACUGGAUUAUGAAAGUCGAUUAGAAGCACUACAAAGACAGAUGGAUUCAAGAUAUUACACUGAGACUAAUGAUGAAGAGGAGGAACCAGAAGAUGAAGUUCAAUGGACGGAACAGGAGUAUGAUCUAGCGCUAUGGGCUUUUCGCAAGUGGAAAUGGUACCAGUUCACUUCAUUACGUGACCAGCUAUGGGGCAAUGCCAUAUUUCUCAAAGAGGCCAAUGCAAUCAGUGUUGAGCUGAAGAAGAAGGUUCAGUUCCAGUUUGUACUGCUGACAGAUACUCUGUAUUCACCACUACCGCCUGAUUUGUUGCCCCCUGAUGCUCACUCUGAACGGGAAAAACGUCCCUUCCCAAGGACCAUUGUGGCUGUAGAGGUCCAGGACCAGAAGAAUGGUGCUACUCACUAUUGGACCUUGGAAAAACUCAGGCAGCGUCUGGACAUGAUGCGGGAAAUGUACGACCGAGCAGCUGAACUCCCAUCAGGUCUGAGUGAUGACUGUGAUAAUGUGGUGACUGGGGGUGAUCCCUUUUAUGAUCGCUUCCCAUGGUUCCGUCUGGUGGGCAGCUCUCCCUUAUUCACCACAUGCAUGAGCGACAGCAUGGCCGAAAUAACCCCCUCCCCCACCCUCUCAAGCUCUGGCUCCGAGGGCCCAGAGUCGGCCUCCCAGCUUGAAGAGGAAGAGGGUUUGGAGUAUGAGGAGGAAGAGGAAGAUGGAUACCAGGAGCAUCCCCACUGUGCUGUCAGAUCCGACCCGUUUCAUGACCGCUCCCCUCUGUUCAGUGUAGUGGGAAGGGCCUUUGUCUACCUGAGUAACUUGCUGUAUUCUGUGCCUUUGGUCCAUCGAGUCGCCAUUGUCAGUGAGAAAGGGGAAGUGAAAGGAUUCCUUCGAGUUGCUGUUCAGGCCAUUUCUGCUGAUGAGGAAGCUCCUGACUAUGGCUCAGGGGUCAGACAGUCUGGAACAGCUAAAAUCUCUUUUGAUGACCAACAUUUCCAAAAGUUCCAGGCUGAGACUUGUGCAGUAAUGACACGCUCUGGUACAUCGCAGGAAGAACUCCGAAUAGUGGAAGGGGGACAGGGCCAGAACCCAGACAGUGGCCCAAGUGCUGAUGAGGUUAACAAUAACACUUGUGCACCCUCUCAGCAAGCCGCUCUACUUGACAGCCCGAUUAAGGCUUCUCUGGACCUGUGUGAUGGAGGUGGACAUCCCCUGAAACUGGGCAGCAUCUUCACCUUUAGAGUGACUGUUCUGCAGGCCUCGAGCAUCCCUCCAGAAUAUGCGGACAUAUUCUGCCAGUUCAAUUUCAUCCAUCGUCAUGAUGAGGCGUUUUCUACGGAGCCUUUGAAAAACACGGGCCGCGGACCUCCACUGGGCUUCUACCAUGUUCAAAAUAUUGCUGUGGAAGUGACGCAAUCCUUUGUGGAAUAUGUGAAGACGCAGCCAAUAGUCUUUGAAGUAUUUGGGCAUUAUCAACAGCACCCAUUCCCUCCCCUCUGCAAAGAUGUGUUAAGUCCCUUGCGCUCCUCCAGACGCCUCCUCCCUCGAGUCAUGCCAUUGUCCAAACCAGUUCCUGCCACUAAGUUAGCCAGGCAGCGCGUUCCCAGUACUGGUCAGUGCCACUGCAAGUAUGAUCUGAUGUCAUACUUCCAAAUCUGUGAGCUGGAGGCAAAUGGAGACUAUAUACCUGUAGCUGUAGAUCAUGGUGUUGGCUUACCAUGUCAUGGCACAUUCCUUCUGCAUCAGGGAAUCCAAAGACGCAUUUCAGUGACACUUGUGCAUGAAGCUGGAGCAGAACUAAAAUGGCUGGAGGUGCGAGAAUUGGUAGUAGGGAGAAUCAGGAAUACACCAGAGGCUGAUGAGUCUCUAAUUGACCCCAACAUCUUGUCCUUAAAUAUCCUGUCUGCAGGGUAUCGCCCUCCAGAGGGAGGUGAUCGGCAGUUUCUUGAUUCUGACACACCUAGGACAUUCUUUCACUUUGAAGUGGCAUGGGACAGCUCUAUGCACAACUCUAUACUGCUGAAUCGUGUCACUCCAUAUAGAGAGAAGAUAUACAUGACGCUGUCUGCAUAUGUGGAGCUGGAGAACUGCACUCAGCCAGCUGUGAUCACCAAAGACUUCUGUAUGGUCUUUUAUUCUCGAGAUGCCAAACUACCUGCUUGUCGCUCUAUUCGAAACUUAUUUGGUACAGGGAGCCUGCGAGCUUCUGAGAGUAACCGAGUGACAGGCGUGUAUGAGCUCAGUCUUUGUCGAGUUGCAGAGGCCAGCAGUCCUGGGAUGCAGAGGAGACGCAGACGUGUAUUGGACACAUCUGUGGCAUAUGUACGGGGUGAAGAGAAUCUUGCUGGUUGGAGGCCAAGGAGUGACAGCUUAAUCCUCGAUCAUCAAUGGGAGUUGGAGAAACUGAGUUUACUUCAGGAGGUUGAGAGGACUCGACAUUACUUGCUGCUACGGGAGAAAUUGGAAUCCAUACUUAGGGGAGCCACAGAUACUCUUACUCCUUCUCCAAGUGAUGAAAUGCCACCACUCAGCCCAACGUGCCAGCUCUUGCAGCUGACAGAGGAAGGCUCUCCACAAGCAGAGGAAAACCCUCUGGAGACUGCCAGUGAGAGACAAAAAGAGCUUGCCGCCAAGUGUCUCCGCCUGCUCACCCACACGUUUAACAGAGAGUACACCUACAGUCAUGUGUGUGUGAGCGCCAGUGAGAGCAAGCUGUCUGAGAUGUCAGUUACACUUCUACGUGACCCCUCUCUUCCUGGAAUAGGGAUAUCAUCUCUCACGCCAUCCAGCACCUGUCCAUCCCUGGUAGAAGGGCGAUACUGCACCCCAGAGUCCAGUCCCCAGCCACUCUCACUAGCUUAUAGUCCUGAGAGGGAUCUUCCAAGUCCUGCCAAAGAGCUGCAGAUGUCUCCCAACACAGGGCUCAAGAUACCUACUUGCAUGUUUGUUCCAGAUAUACAGGAAGUCCGGGUAAGCCCCAUUGUUUCUAAGAAGGGGUACCUGCAUUUUCUGGAGCCUCACACUGGAGGCUGGGUGAAGAGGUAUGUGGUGGUCAGACGUCCCUAUGUCUACAUCUACAAUAGUGAUCGGGAUCAAGUGGAGAGGGCCAUUCUUAAUCUCUCUCAGGCUCAGGUGGAGUACAGUGAGGAUCAACAGGCCAUGCUGAAGACCCCCAACACCUUUGCUGUGUGCACGCAACAUCGCGGCAUUCUGCUGCAGGCCAGCAAUGACAAGGACAUGCAUGAUUGGCUGUAUGCCUUUAACCCUCUUCUGGCUGGCUCCAUUCGGUCCAAACUGUCUCGGCGCAGAACUGCUCAAAUGAGAAUUUAAUGGGUGCCGACACACUUACUUUCAUUCAUUGACAUGUUAAAGCAUUAAUUCACCUCACUCCUCAAUCCCAAACUACACACGACAAGAGCCUCACUUCUCAGAUCUCUGUACUCACUCUUACUUGUACUGCUUGUAUGGAGAUUUUCUGUACUCUUCUAAUGGCUGGAGGAGCUAUCUUGUGGCUACUUGGCUGCUGCUGAAACACAACUCUAGGCACACCAGGUCCCCUGACCUAGAUUUUUUUUGAAAUGCCACAUAGGGCUGGGCCUAGAGCUGCGGAAAUGUAAGGGGGUGGGGACUAUCCCAUGUUUUAUUAUGUUAAUACAGUUCUUUAUUAUUUAAGAAUUUAUUGGGAAAAAAACAUAACAAAGUAGCAUUUAAUCAAAUGUAGAAUAAAUCUACUUAAAUUAUACAAGAUUUCUAGAACUGUGCAGCUACCAUUACCUGUUACAAAGGAGGGUGACAGAAUAAAAACAGCUUAAGGGUACAUAAUCAGCCCUUUAGAUGCCAUGAAGACCAGUGGUGUCGUGUGACCUUAGCCACCAGUCAAAUACCAGCUUUCCUCAGUUUAGGGUAUUUACAGCAAAGAAAACGAUUCCAGACUGGUUUCUAUGAGUUACUGCACUUUGGGCAUUUAUCAUUGCCUUAUUAACUGAAAUAAUGGCCUAGGAGUUUUAACAACAUUUCAAGGGCCUCAUAGUGCCUAUACCUGGCUUAAAGAGUCUAAUUGUCCUUAAUUUUUUUCUGUAUCCUUCCACUUUCCCCAAAAUAAUGGAUUGAAAUCAAUGAUGUUUCUGAUUUGGUCUAUAAGUAAGUAGGCCCAAUGGAGGAAACAGUAGAUAGCUUCGUAACUGAUUUGUUGUUGGGUCUUGGUGGUCACAUCGGAAGCCCAAAUAACUACCUUCCCCCCCUUGUCCUUUCCCCUGAGGCCAGCUGUUUAAAAAAUAGAUAUGCAUUUAUAAAUGGAAAACUGGAAAACGGUAUAAAGGGACAUGUCAUAUGUUAUGUGCCCUAUACUAACACAUCAUAUUCCAGCAACAAACCAAACAAAUCUAAGUGUGCAGCCAUUUCUUAUUUAUGUGGAUGCAAGCAACAGUUAAUAUGAAUUGUCUAGUUAUUCUGUAAUGAGCUGGGUUAGCACAUGAUAAGGCUCAUAUAGACAGGCAGUCAAUGGUGAAGAGCAGCACAUAGUGACCAAUCAGAUUUCACCAUUCAUAAUGUUAGUAUUGUCAGAACAAUGACAGAAACUCGCUGAUGGGCUCCUUUGGGUAAACACACCAUUAAAUGUUCCUGUUUUUAAACAAAGGCUGAAGGGUCUGUCUCCACACUACAGGCAAUGAAGCACUUUGUUACACCCGGUAUAUGUCUGCUUGCUGCUUUGUGUAUCCUGAGUACUCUGUGAGGCCAUACUAGACACAGAAUUUAUUUUUCAUCUAGUCACAUAUACUGUGUUAGGCACAUGUUCGUGCAGCAUCUUAGUUAUUAUUUUUCUGUGCAUGGAAUACAUUAACUCUGAAUACUGUACAGUGGUGAGCCAUGGGUUCAUGUAACACGUGUUUCCACAUAAACAUAAGAGGCACAAGAAAUGUGAUGCUUUGUAGUAGACCCUACAAUCCAGUUAUAGUAAGAUCUUUAUGGUUGAUAUAUAUAUAUAAAACAUUACUAUGUUGUACUGGAAGAGUAUGACGCAUUUACCCAAUGUAUGUGCGAAUGUAUACAUACAUUACUAUUUUCAACUGAGGAAGGGCAAUGUUCUUCAUGGUAAAUCAUAUUUGGGGCCAUGUUUUUCUUUUCUUUUCAGUAUAAUUGUAUUAUGCUGUAUGUCACUAGUGACGUGGCUCAGUGAAUGUCACAGUGAAGUGUAAAGUCAGGAAGCAUAGCAAUAUUAGGAGAUUGCAGUCAUUGUUUAAAUAUUUGGGAAAGAAUAUGGGGAGCAUCAACUCUUGUGUUUUAGUUUAUCUACCAAUAUAUUAAAAAUUAAAUUUUGUAAACAUUGGGUAAUAUACAGAACCAUGAAAUAAAACAGAGAUGUAUGUUGAAAAGCUCACACAUGAAGGAAGAUGGUUUCAAAGGUUCUAGAGCAGCUAGACAUUAUUGCACUCAGAGAGGGGCGUGCACACAAUAGCCAAAGAUAUGGAAACAAUGAUCAAAUAGACAUAAGCACUUUAACAAUGAACAAGAAAGAAGUAAAGUAUCCCUUAUUUCCCCUUACUAUCUCUGCUUUCCUAUAUAAAGACAAUGCAAAUGAAAUGGCUGCUAAUACUAUGCACCAUCAUGAUGUAAACAUUUAGUUUUCUCCUAACAGAAAACAGUGACCAGUUACCUCCAGAAAGAUGGAACAAAAGUAGUUAUAAUAUAUAUGGCUGACCUGCCAGUGAUUGACUGUCAUCUGUCCUCUUGUCAGCAAGAUGGAAUUGGCUGAUUUGUUUCAUACUAUAUUGUGAUAUGAUAGGACUUUGAACUCAUGGUCAACCAGCCUUAGAGAUGACAAAGUCUAAAUAUCUCAAAUAUGGAUAUAUGUGUAUCUGAGGCCAGCCAACCUACAGAGAAUGUCGUUUAUGAAACAGACCAGUCAAGACAAUUAUCCUGUCAAGAUUGAGACAUAUGCCAGAAAACACAAUCAUUGUUGCUCUAAACCGUUCCACUGUGAUCUUAUACACCCAGUAGAAGAAUCUUUUAAUGUUAAUUUAAACUGGCAGCAUAGGGUAUACUUUUGCUUCUGUAAAUAAAGGGUUUGCCAAUGAAAAUACAAUAUUGUUGCUAAUAAAUGUAUCUUUUUUUAAUGAAUUUUGGGUCACUGGUAACAAUAGUCUAGGAAACUUACAUGAGCGCCUCCCAGCUCUGAUUGCAGGUUUUAUCAUUUGUAUUAGCAGCAGAGCAAUGGACUGAUCUACAGAUCCCAUAUAUAAACUUGUUCUUUUCAAACUGAACCGAUGGCAUUGUGCUGUACUAUGCUAUUGCUCUCACAUACAGACCUAGCCAAGAAAAACGUCCAAAUACCACAUAAGAAACUGAAUAUAGCCUGCUGUCAUUUAUAUUUAAUUUAGGCAAUGUGGCAGCAUGAGCAUAUACAAAUAUUACAAUGAAUUUCUCAUUGUAUACAUUUAUACAACUAUUUACAUGGAACAUACACAGAAAAACAAAAGCGACCAAUUAAAUGUAAUAUUUGACCCAUCAAGUACAGUCAAUGCAAAGGAAGAUAAUUACUGAUGAGUUGUUGCGAGUAUUUGCUUUUAGAUUUUCUGUAUCUAGGCUCAUUGUUUAAAAUUUGACUUCCAGAGCACUCUUUGUGUUACCUAUUUUUUGUUACCAAAGUAAAAAAAAAAAUACUCUAAGGAAUAAAACAAAUAUGGUUAAAGAUCGGUAGGGGAUCAGAAACCACUUUAUUUAAUUCUGCUCUCUGUAACAACAGGAAACAUGAAGGU
Molecule: messenger RNA, 9028 nt
Organism: Rana temporaria (common frog)
Lineage: Eukaryota; Metazoa; Chordata; Amphibia; Anura; Ranidae
Gene: KIF1A
Product: kinesin family member 1A
Exons: 49
Coding region: 282-5603 (1773 amino acids)
Biological process (GO): microtubule-based movement; vesicle-mediated transport; cytoskeleton-dependent intracellular transport
Cellular component (GO): axon; kinesin complex; microtubule
Molecular function (GO): ATP binding; ATP hydrolysis activity; plus-end-directed microtubule motor activity
Source: RefSeq, a predicted model, not a curated record